AUGUCAGUGCAAGCAGAAGAUGUGCCUCCGAGUACUGGAGGGGUCUGUGCAGGUGGAGGACAUGGGUCUGAGGAAAUCUGUAUAAAAGCGGGCCCAUCUCCUCACUCUCUCAUUCACUCUUCUCACCUCCACCUCCUUGGGAACAAGGUUCAUCUCCACUGUCGAGACAUGUCCUGCUACAACCGGUGCCUGCCCUGCGUGCCAUGCCAGCCCUGCGGCCCGACCCCGCUGGCCAACAGCUGCAAUGAGUCCUGUGUCAGGCAGUGCCAGGACUCCACCGUCGUCAUCCAGCCCUCCCCCGUGGUGGUGACCCUGCCCGGCCCCAUCCUCAGCUCCUUCCCGCAGAGCACCGCCGUGGGCUCCUCCACCUCCGCCGCCGUCGGCAGCAUCCUCAGCUCUGAGGGAGUGCCCAUCUCCUCCGGGGGCUUUGGCCUCUCCGGCUUGGGCAGUCGCUACUGCGGCAGGAGGUGCCUCCCCUGCUAAAGCUGCCGGCGACGGCCCUGGGGAAGGGCCUCGGGGACCCACAAGAUGCUACCGGACUGCGGACGGAGCAUUGGGUUCUUGCUCUCAGAGCAGCUGAGCAACAUCAGCACCCCUUCUAAAAGAAUGGGGCCAGCCCAGGCUCUCUGAGAUCACGGCCCACGUCUGCCCUCCCCUUCUUCCACUCUCUUUUUCCCUCCCGUGUCCUUGUUGCCUUGUGCUGCCCAGGGCUGGGAGCCCCACAAAGCCAGCCUAGGGAGGCCCUGCUGGCCCUGCUCCCUCUGUCGGGCUUGUUGCAGAUGGACACCUGCUGGGAUCUCUGCCACAGCCAUGGUGCGCACGCACCUUUCCACCCCUGGUGCUCCCUGCACUGGCACCUCAACUCAAAGCAACCUCAUUUCCUCCUUUGUCUCAUUAAAGUUCUGCUGCAUCCCA
Molecule: messenger RNA, 915 nt
Organism: Tyto alba (common barn owl)
Lineage: Eukaryota; Metazoa; Chordata; Aves; Strigiformes; Tytonidae
Product: feather keratin 3-like
Exons: 3
Coding region: 1-483 (160 amino acids)
Cellular component (GO): intermediate filament
Molecular function (GO): structural constituent of cytoskeleton
Source: RefSeq, a predicted model, not a curated record